Molecule: messenger RNA, 441 nt
Organism: Eremothecium cymbalariae DBVPG#7215
Lineage: Eukaryota; Fungi; Ascomycota; Saccharomycetes; Saccharomycetales; Saccharomycetaceae
Product: 40S ribosomal protein uS13
Exons: 2
Coding region: 1-441 (146 amino acids)
Biological process (GO): translation
Cellular component (GO): cytosol; small ribosomal subunit; ribosome
Molecular function (GO): RNA binding; structural constituent of ribosome
Source: RefSeq, a predicted model, not a curated record
AUGUCUCUAGUUGUUGCUGAACAAGGUUCUUUCCAACACAUUUUACGUUUGUUGAACACUAACGUUGAUGGUAAUGUUAAGAUUGUGUACGCUUUGACUACCAUUCGUGGUGUUGGUAGAAGAUAUGCCAACUUGAUCUGCAAGAAGGCCGAUGUGGACUUGAACAAGAGAGCUGGUGAGUUGACCCAGGAAGAAUUGGAAAGAAUUGUCCAAAUCAUGCAAAACCCAACUCACUACAAGAUUCCAGCUUGGUUCUUGAACAGACAAAAGGAUGUUAACGAUGGUAAGGACUACCACUCUUUGGCUAACAACUUGGAGUCUAAGUUGAGAGAUGACUUGGAAAGAUUGAAGAAGAUGAGAUCUCACCGUGGUAUCAGACACUUCUGGGGCUUGCGUGUUAGAGGUCAACACACCAAGACCACUGGUAGAAGAAGAGGUUAG